Messenger RNA from Homalodisca vitripennis (glassy-winged sharpshooter), 430 nucleotides. RefSeq names its product threonine-rich protein-like. The record is from RefSeq and is a predicted model, not a curated record. The transcript is spliced from 3 exons. NCBI's taxonomy places the organism in Eukaryota, Metazoa, Arthropoda, Insecta, Hemiptera, Cicadellidae. Bases 146 to 430 code for a protein of 94 amino acids.
UUCACUUUUGGUUACACUAAUUAACUUCAGACAAUAGGCACACGAUUUUAACGAUUGAGAGGAUCGUUAAAGUCCAUGGAGAUUUAUUUCGUAGGACAGAAUAUAAGGUAAUACCAUUCUGCGUAAACCCGCAGUGCAGGCAAGAAUGGCGUUUUGUAAUAUAAUGGUUGCCAUAAAGCAGCUCUGUAUCUCGUUUGCAGUAUUAUUAGUUCCCACCAACCCUCAACCGAGUACAUCAAGUACAUCUCCUACACCUCUGAAUGAAGAACCACCUACAGCGAAUGGCAACCCACCGACAGAUAAUGAAGAGCCAUCUUCAAAUAACGACCCAAGUACAGCUAAUGGAGAGUCAACUUCAAACAAUGACCCGCCAACAGAAACCGAAGAGCCAGCUUCAGAUAGUGACCCACAAACAACUAAUGAAGAGUAA